Molecule: messenger RNA, 468 nt
Organism: Pocillopora damicornis (cauliflower coral)
Lineage: Eukaryota; Metazoa; Cnidaria; Anthozoa; Scleractinia; Pocilloporidae
Biological process (GO): cell surface receptor protein tyrosine kinase signaling pathway; multicellular organism development; protein phosphorylation
Cellular component (GO): signaling receptor complex; plasma membrane
Molecular function (GO): ATP binding; transmembrane receptor protein tyrosine kinase activity
Source: RefSeq, a predicted model, not a curated record
CUUGCUUGUUAUUAAAAAAGUUUGUGUUGAGAUAUCAUUUCUGCUCUGAAACGGUCGCUUUCAAAAUGGUUAGAUUUUCAAGAACAGUUGCCCCAGCAAACGACAGGAAUUUAAUCAAACAAGAAGGAGAAUGUACAGAUCCUAACUCGAUUACAAAAAACAACAAAAAGUUGUUUGGCGUGUGUCUUAGUAAAGGGGAGUGGAACAUAACAGAUAACUCAACCUGCCUUUGCAAUUAUGGUUAUGAGUUGACGAAUGGAUCUUUCACAUGCAAAGAGUGUCAGAGAGGCUUCUAUAAGGAUUCUGUUAGUAAUUCAAAAUGCGUGCCUUGUCCUGCAAAUUCAGCACCUGAUACUGGCAGAACUGGUUGCACGUGUAAAGAAGGUUACUACAGAUCAUCUAAUCUGGCAGAUUGUGAAGGUAUACAUGUAUAUAUUAGUGUUUGGUCUUGUCCUAAUCGUUGAUUAA